Aspergillus bombycis is the source of this 999-nucleotide messenger RNA. RefSeq names its product putative oxidative stress response protein Oxr1. The record is from RefSeq and is a predicted model, not a curated record. Gene Ontology annotation, biological process: response to oxidative stress. NCBI's taxonomy places the organism in Eukaryota, Fungi, Ascomycota, Eurotiomycetes, Eurotiales, Aspergillaceae. Bases 1 to 999 code for a protein of 332 amino acids. The transcript has 3 exons. Gene Ontology annotation, cellular component: nucleus.
AUGUCUUCCUCCGCCUCCAGCUCGAGAUCCGCAUCUCGCUCUCGACAAUCGAACAACGCCCAGAUUCAUCAAUCGACUGCGUCCUACUUCUCCUACCCCGUCACACAUGUCGUAUCAGGCCUCUACCGUCGCCUGACCGACCCACCAGCCUCGAAAUCAAAGACCAGCAUGAACCGCAAUCGAUCCUCCAUGACGACCCCAAACGACUCCAUCACCUCCUCUCAGGUCUUCACUCCCGUUCGAACCGCAUCACCUUUCCAGCCUCCACCGCUCACUCCCCUCACCCUCACCGGCGACCCCUCCAACCUCCAACAGCAGCUCCUAACUCGCGCCCUGGCCGAGGAAAUCCGGCUGCUAGUCCCAGCCCGCCUGCAACUCGUCGACACUUGGCGUCUCGCCUACAGCCUGGACCGGGACGCGCCUCGCUCGCCACCCUCUAUGAAAAUUGUCGAGAAAUGUCUCACCGUAGCCCGCGGGCGGGCUACGUCCUCAUCGUCCGCGACUCUUCUCCCUCCGGCGCCGUAUUCUCAUUACUACGGUACGGGCGAAUGUUUCCUCUGGCGCGCGAGCGUUCUCGCUCCUCCUACGAACCUGAGCCUGUCCCGCGACGGGCCCCCAUCAGAGGACAUGCUCGAACUCGCCGGUCUGCCCCUCCCGCCGAGCGCUGAUACCACGCAUGCUGGUCGAUCCACGACCCUGCGGGCCAGCGAUGCUAAGUUGGCACCCCCGCCAGCUAGUGGACGUACUAGCGGUGCCAGUACCCCAGAGAGAAUCCGGUUUAAGGCGUUCCCGUACAGCGGAGUGAAUGAUUAUAUGAUGUUCUGUGAAACGGGAUUUCUCAGCUUAGGUGGAGGAGAUGGCCAUUAUGGUCUGUGGGUUGACUCGAGCCUGGAAAAGGGCGUGAGUGCCGGGUGCCAGACAUUCGGCAAUGAACCCCUGUCAGAUGAGGGCGUCAAAUUUGAUAUCCUUGGUGUCGAAGUAUGGUAUGUCGGUGCUUGA